Molecule: messenger RNA, 861 nt
Organism: Durusdinium trenchii
Lineage: Eukaryota; Dinophyceae; Suessiales; Symbiodiniaceae
Source: the annotation of a GenBank genome assembly
AUGCAACAUAAGCUAAUUCCUUUGCUGGUUCUCUUCAUCGCAGGACAUCUUUGCCGCACAUUCUCUGCGGCUUUUCGCCAAGAGCUGGGAAAGAUGGCUGACACAGUUUACCAAUCUCUUAAAGGAGAGGUUCCACAAGCUCUUGCUCCGAAUCCCGGGCCUGUCAAACGGUCCGGCCACUUCUCAACGAUUCUUGAGCAGGUGCUGGACGGGUUGGAUGCUGGAGAUACUUCUCUACAACCACACGUCGUUCAUAUCACUGAGGAAUUUGUGACGAUUCAUGAUGGCUACCCAAAGGCGGCAGUCCACUUACUUGUUUUGCCUCGCAGAGUUCGCAUCGCGGCCCUUGAGAAGUUGACCCACGAACAUUUGCCGCUGCUGAUGCGUUUAUCAGCGUAUGUGGCAUGGUUGAUGGAGCAGGUGGAAGGCAAACCUGGAGAUCCCGGAGUUGGCUGGACGCAUGGGCUUCAUUCUGUUCCCUCCCUCAGACAACUGCACGUGCAUGUGCUUUCAAUGGACUUUGAAUCGCCCUGCAUGAAGAAAGCGAAGCACUUCAGUUCUUUUCUUCCGCCCUUCCUAGUGUCCCUUGACACUGUGGUUGCCCGUAUGCAAGAGGGUGGCUUCUCCCACAGGUCAUUGCAGGAAUUGGAAGAUGCCAUGAACAAGCGGAGACUAUGCUGCCAUCGUUGUGGGGUGGACUUUGGCCGUGGCUUUGCAGAGUUGAAGAGGCAUUUGAGCUCGUGCAGCGCCACGCCCAAGACUUUCUGGCCAAUGCCGAGGCUUUGGCGAGAUCAGCGAGGUUGCAAGCGGUCAAUCGAAAGCGAAAGCUGUGAUGAUGGUGCUGUCAUCGACCUGACCUAG